AUGUCUGAUAUCCAUCUGUAUACAGCUCAAACGCCUAAUGGUGUUAAGAUAUCGAUCCUGCUAGAGGAGCUAGGGUUACCUUACAAGGUCACUAAGGUCGAUAUUAGCACCAAUGUCCAGAAGGAGCCCUGGUUCCUAGAGAUUAAUCCAAAUGGCCGUAUUCCAGCACUCACGGAUACUUUCACCGAUGGCAAGCCUAUCAGGUUAUUUGAAAGUGGCUCUAUCAUGCAAUAUCUAACUGAUAGAUACGAUACGGAACAUAAGGUCUCUUAUCCGAAGGGAUCUAGGGAGUACUAUGAAGUUAAUAGCUGGCUCAUGUGGCAAAUGGGAGGUCUUGGCCCGAUGCAAGGACAACUAAACCAUUUCAACCGUUAUGCCCCGGAGAAGAUUGAAUACGGCAUCAACCGGUACAAGAACGAAACUCGCCGCCUCUAUCGGACACUCGAGACACAGCUGAAAUCGUCGACGUCCGGUUACUUGGUUGGUGACCGAUGUACGAAUGCGGACAUCUCAUGCUGGGGAUGGGUCGCAGCAGCAAAAUGGGCUGGAAUUGAUAUGGAUGAGUUCCCGAUAUUGCAUGAAUGGGUGGAGCGGAUGCUAAAGCGUCCGGGCGUCGAGAAGGGUCGCCAUGUGCCGUCUCAGCAUAUCUACGAAAAACACCAGGCUAUCUCCAACGAGGAGAUAGAAAAACAGGCUGCUCCGUUGAGAGACUGGGUUCAGUCAUCAAUGAAGGAAGAAGCAAAGUAG
Molecule: messenger RNA, 747 nt
Organism: Daldinia childiae
Lineage: Eukaryota; Fungi; Ascomycota; Sordariomycetes; Xylariales; Hypoxylaceae
Product: Disulfide-bond oxidoreductase YfcG
Exons: 6
Coding region: 1-747 (248 amino acids)
Source: RefSeq, a predicted model, not a curated record